UUCCAGCCCCAGCGCGUGCAUGUUUACUCGGCUGCCUUCCCAAGGGUGCCGAGCGCUCCUCCUCGCCAUGCAGCCUCCCUGCAUUUCAGGAGCUUUGAUUCCAGAUUAGCCAUUCGGCUGCCAACGGGGCUUCUGUUGCAACUUUGCGCCGGCGGACGCGCCCUGCCCAGGUGCCCUCUUGGAGCCCUCCCUGCAGGGCGGAGCCUGGCUACGGCUCCACUUUCUGGGUUGCUCCUGGGCGGCGGCACCUGCCUGGGUCUCGCUGGCCCGAGCCGCUGCCAUGCUGGCCGGCGCUGAAACCGGAGCGCGCCCGGUCCUGGAAGCCCAGACUCCCUGAAACUUUCCGUACUGCCAGCAUGUCCCACCGGCAUUCGGACCUAUCCUUGGCGGAAGAGGCCGUUCUUCUUGGGCACCAGCUAACGUCCGAGUUGCAGGUCAGCAGCACUGCGGUGACUCUGCAGGGAAAGCGCAGCGCCAUGGCGGCGCUGGAUAACGCUGCCUUUUCGGACGACCUCUCACCGCCUCCCACUGGGCCGCACCGGAUCGUCCUCAGCACGGAAAGCCCAGUUGCUCUGAAGGUGGGCACCCAGCAGCUCAUCCCCAAAAUCCUGGCCGAGUGCCCCCAAGCCAAGACCCCCGCCCGGCACCAGAGCUUCUCAGCAGCCGUGCCCAGCAAAGAGGCAUCCCGGUGCAACCCAAAGCGCUUGUCGGCUCCCAGCAUUUCUUUCGAAGAGCUGGAGGAGGAGUUGGGCGGGGCGACGCUGAAACGCAACCUCCGCAACAUGUCCUACCGGGCAGCCAUGAAGGGCUUUGGGAACGCCGAAGCAGCCGAGACUCCCAAGUUCAGCAGUACCUUGAAGCCACUAACAGAAGAAGCCAACGGUCAGAGAACCCGGAGCCCCGGCCGAAAUAAGAAAACGUUUGGGCGCAGGCGGAUGCAGCGGCAUGGGGGAUCUUUCAAGGAUGACCCCCGCUUGUAUCAAGAGAUCCGAGAAAGAGGCUUGAACUCAAUCAGCCAUGAGUCAGAUGAUGACCUGCUAGAGGUGGAAACCAUUCCUGAGGAGCCUCCAGCUGCGGAUUCGGUCAUCGUGGUGAGGAAUUAUCGGCCUGCCAACGUCACCUGGAGCCAACUCCCUGAGGUUCAGGAGGGCGGCAUCUUGGAGCUCAUCUCCCCCGAAGAACGCAAGAGGCAGGAGGCCAUUUUUGAGAUCAUCACUUCUGAGUAUUCCUACAUGCGCAGCCUGGACAUUCUGGUAACCCACUUCCUGAAGUCUGAGGAACUCAAGGAGACCAUGACGCAGACUGAGCACCACCAUCUCUUCUCCAACAUUGUGGACAUCCUGGCGGCCAGCAAGAGUUUUUUUGAGGACUUGGAAAAAAGGCAUCAAGAACAUCUCCUGAUCCCGGACAUCAGUGAUAUCCUGGAGGAUCAGGCAACCAACCAUUUCAACCCGUACGUCAUCUACUGUUCCAAUGAGGUCUACCAGCAGAGGACCCUUCAGAAGCUGUUAGCCGCAAACCCGGCCUUUAGAGACACAUUGAAACAGAUCGAGCGGAAGCCGGAGUGCGGCAGCCUGCCCUUGAUCUCCUUCCUCAUCCUCCCUAUGCAGAGGGUGACUCGCUUGCCUCUGCUGAUGGAUCUUGUGAAACAAUGCAACGAGGGGGCUCACACCAUGGAGAGGACAGAGCAGAUGUACACACUGCAGAAACAGCUGGAGUUUGGGAAAAUCAAGAACUUUCCCCUAAUUUCUGCUUCCCGCUGGCUCCUGAAGAGGGGGGAGCUUGCCCAACCCUUGGCGGAGGAAGGCGGAAUUUUCCGGAAGGGUUCUGGACGCGGGAACUGCUAUCUCUUCGUCUUUAAUGACGUCUUGAUCAUCACCAAGAAAAAGAGCGAGGAAUGCUAUGUGGUUCUUAACUAUGCCAUGCUGGAUCAGAUAUCAGUGGAAAAAAUCGAGAACCCCGAUGUUCCCUCUUCUCCCCCUGGCAAGCUGGGAUCGGUUGGCAUUCCCCGCAGCGGCCACCUGUUCCGGGUGAUCAUGAAUAAGGCCAGUGAAGGCAAGCGAGAGGAGAUUGUGCUGGCCGCGGAAUCCCCGAGCGAUCGUGCCCGCUGGAUCACGGCUUUGAUGCACCAGGAAGAAAAGGAGAAGGAUACGGCGGAUAAAGGAGGUCUCAAACAAGUGGAGAUAACCAGAGCUUACCUGGCCAAGCAGACGGAUGAAAUCUCCUUGCAACAAACCGACGUGGUGCUCGUCCUUCUCCAAGAGGAUGGCUGGUAUUUAGGAGAGCGCCUGCGUGAUGGAGAGAGAGGCUGGUUUCCGCAAGCCUGCGCCCAGGAGAUCACCAAUCGCAGUGCUGUACAGCGCAACGUCCAGCGCAUGGAACGGCUGCGCAUAGAAACGGACGUUUGAGCUGACAUUUCUUGCCGCUGAAAAUUCUUAGGAUAUGACAUCUUCAGCUGGGCCAGAGACAGCAAAACGGCUCGUGGUCCACCAAACUGAAAAACUUUCUCCUGGUUUGGAAGAGGAAACUUCUUCCAUGUUUUGGAUCAGGUUUGCAAGGGAGCCAUCAUCCAAAGAGACAGUAGCCUUUUGGCCUGGCGGAUGCACCUUGUUUAGUAAGGAGUCAGCAAAUCAGCAGUCCCGUAGCCAAAACCAGACACUCCCUCCUGAGCUGCCAGUUCCAAAGGCAACCAUUGUAUGAUCAGCAUCUGGGACAAGAUAGUUUGCUGGCAGAUGGUUUGGAGAGGUGGGUACCUUAUGCUGCCCGUCCCCACUCUACAACCAGUCAGGGCUCUAAGAGAAUCGUCUUCUGGAUCAAACCACUCUUUGAUGGGCAUUUUAGUCAACCUCUGUGGGACACGGGUGAUAAACCCAAAGCAGACCUGCUUGUUGACUGGAAAUGUGCCCUCUCUGCAGAUGUCAGGACCCGGAGGGGGCCUCUCUGCCUCCUUUUUUAUGCCACCCUCUGUCAUCAACAGGGUGAGGCUGUCCUGCAGCUGUGGUUUCCCUGUGCUAGCUGUGGUGACCCCAGAGAACAGCUGGAUUUUUUUUUAAAAGGCACUGCAAUUUUAUCAAGGAGCUGCCACCCAGCCAGCUGCAUGGAAUGUGGACGAAUGGAACAGUGCCACGUUUGGGCGUAGAUGAGCCAGUGCGAUUGAGCCAAGGGUGUGUGCGCGAUUUUCACGGCCCAACUGUAAUUAAUAUGGUUGAUGUUAAUAGCUAAUUUUGCCUAUAUCAGCUGCUGGUACACAGCGGCAUCGGGAAGACAGUGUGCCAGUUUGACACUUCCAAGGGCAGCUUGUGUUUUACUUUGGACGCCAUUCCAGAUUCCUGAAAUUGCAUCUAGCCUGUCUGUGGAAAAUGGUAAGAGGAACCUGCUUGGGGG
This is a messenger RNA of Sphaerodactylus townsendi, 3384 nucleotides long. It is a transcript of the gene ARHGEF16, whose product is annotated as Rho guanine nucleotide exchange factor 16. The coding region runs from base 357 to 2408 and encodes 683 amino acids. Gene Ontology annotation, molecular function: protein binding; guanyl-nucleotide exchange factor activity. NCBI's taxonomy places the organism in Eukaryota, Metazoa, Chordata, Lepidosauria, Squamata, Sphaerodactylidae. The transcript is spliced from 14 exons. Gene Ontology annotation, biological process: activation of GTPase activity. The record is from RefSeq and is a predicted model, not a curated record.